This is a messenger RNA of Calidris pugnax (ruff), 1327 nucleotides long. It is a transcript of the gene C1QC, whose product is annotated as complement component 1, q subcomponent, C chain. Lineage: Eukaryota; Metazoa; Chordata; Aves; Charadriiformes; Scolopacidae. The record is from RefSeq and is a predicted model, not a curated record. The transcript is spliced from 3 exons. The coding region runs from base 16 to 864 and encodes 282 amino acids. Gene Ontology annotation, molecular function: protein binding.
CCCCAAGGGCCCUUUAUGACUUCCUCCAGGAGGGUGUCACGGAGAGUCACCCACUCUGCUGUGCUGGCAGUCAGUGUCCACAACAGCCAGAGGGCUCAGCAGCGCAGGAUCCCAGAGAGAACCAAAAUGGGACAGAGCUUCUGGAAACAGUUCCAUCUGGCCCUCACCAUCUUAGUCCUGAACCUGGGGUCUGCUGUCACCGGAGAUGGCACUUCCAGCUGCUAUGGGAUUCCAGGGCUGCCAGGCCUGCCGGGUGUACCGGGCAGGGAUGGCCGGGAUGGGCUGAAGGGAGCCAAAGGAGAGCCAGGCCUCCCGGCCACUCCUGUAACACAAGGGCCCAAGGGCAUGAAAGGGGAGCCGGGCAACCCUGGCUUGCCAGGCAAGACUGGCCCCACCGGUCCCCCUGGUCCUCCUGGAGACCCUGGAAUGAUGGGCAAGGCGGGAGAGCCGGGAAUGCCAGGCAGCUACAAGCAGAAGCACCAGUCAGCAUUUUCAGUGACAAGGCAGACCAGUGAGCAUCCCCCGAAGAAUGUCCCUGUGGUGUUCAACCACGUCAUCACCAACACUAACCACGACUACAACACCACCACGGGCAAGUUCACCUGCAAGAUCCCCGGCCUCUACUACUUUGUCUUCCACACCUCACAGACAUCCAACCUCUGCGUCAUCCUGUACAAGAAUGGGAUCAAGAUGGCCAACUUCUGCGACCAUAAUACCAACACCAUACAGGUCAGCUCUGGUGGAAUCCUUCUCCGUCUGGAUUUUGGGAACCAGGUCUGGCUGACAGUGAAUGACUACAGUGGCAUGGUGGGCAUCAGCAACUCUGACAGCGUCUUCUCAGGGUUCCUGCUCUUCCCAGACUAGAGACCCACCAGGGCCCACCCCUGCACGCCUUUUUCAUCAUCCUGCCCUGCAAAUGCUGCUGCUUACUGCCGAGCUGUUGCUGAUGCUCCAGGUUUCUCUGCUGGGUGGGAAGCCCCAUCAAGGGGAUCAGCCUGAGCCUCCAGCCUCACACCCCUGGCCUGGGGACAGAGGGCAGGCGGUUGCUGAACCGGGGCAACAGGCAUCCCUGGAUGCAUCUGCACCCAGAGUGAUGGUGCCAGGCCCCGGGGUCCUGUUGGCACUUCCACCUGCAUCCACCCUGAUAACCUCACAUUAUCUUCUGCUGUUGGAGACAGAGGUCUCCCUGCAUGUCUCCCCGCAUGUCUCCCCUUCCCACCUGGAUUGCACCAGGGACACCCGGGUGUCCUGGAGCAGGCUUGCAGCAGCACCUUUGCUGUCACCCAGCUGUGGAAAGUCUCAAUAAAUCCUUCUCCAGUGGUCCUGA